UUAGAGAUUGCGCAUGCUGAGCGCGGAGCAUCUGAGCUAGUGAGAGAAGGGACAGGAGAAAAAGAGGAAGGAGGGGGAGACCGAGAGAGAAAGAGAACAGGAGCCUCUGAAUAGAGAGCGAGGCGGGCAUAAAGAGCCGGAUCGCGCUCAAACACUGCAGUCUUUCUUUUUGCUUCUUUGAAGAAGCUCUCUCUUCUCGCUCACUGGCCAUGACCCCGCCGGACGCCUUUAUCUCCAAGCCCACCUAGGGAGGCGGAGACGAACGAGGAGGAAGGGACCCGAAGAGGGACUCGCAAUAAGACAAUAUGAGGGAUUUGAUGUCUGUGGGCAGUCAAGAGAAAAAGGAGUAACCGCAACACUCUUUGGAUAGCUUAAGCAAGUUAGGGCGGAAGUAAAAGAAGGACUAAGGAGUUCUACUUCACAAAGAUUGAGUUGCGCAUGUAUUUUAUCCAUUCCUUCAUGCUUGUUGACGUUCCAUAUCAGCAUCCGUCUCAUUUUCACCGCAUGUCAGCAAAAAAUCCCAGUGCUGAGACACGGCAUGCCUUUUAGAAGUUGCCUGCAGAGACCUAGAUCGGAAACUUCUAAUGAGACGAGGUAGGGCAUUGCCGUAUCAUCUCGACAGUCCUAAGAAGCUCGGAUUUAGACGAGGGGGUGUGAAAGCCCUCCAAUCAACUGCCUGAUUAAAGUAUUCGGAGAUGAAGCUGCGAACCAUCUUAUCUGCCGGGGCUUGACACCUGUGUUUGAGGGAUUAGAGAACGGGAAACAGGCAUGGUCAGAUAUGUGUGUGCUGGGAUUAUGUCCUAAACACACAAGAAUUACACAGGUGUUGGGGCAGGAUUAUGCAAACUCUCCUGCUGUAUUAUAGGCUUUAGGAGUCAGGUGAAUGACAGAGCAUUAUCUCCGACAGAUUAACUAUGACUCCGAGGAUAUAAUUUAAUCAUCUGCUCCAGGAUUUGAAAGUUUCCAGAUUGACUUUAGAGGUAAACUGAGGAUAGGUGAUAACACCCACAGGAUUCGGCAUCAUCACCCCCUCAGUGGAAUGACUCCUGCUUUGUGAACUGUUCAAAAACUUGCAUCAUGAGACGCUCAAGCACAGACGAGACGCCUUACCGGCGCAGUCCGUCUCUGGACAGCAAACCCGACACGCCACCGUUCUCGUCCGGCUUCCACCGCUUCGGCGGGGAGUUUGAAUACAAACGGCCGCCCUUUGCGUUCGGCUUCCACACGACGAAGGGGCCGCAAACACCCAAGGGCCGCUACGGCCAGGGGAAGAAGUAUGUGGUGUUUUACCUCGACCUCUCCUUCAUAUUCCUCCUAGAACUACGGCGCUGCAGGAUGGCUGAAGGUUGCAUGAUGGCUCUGCGUUAUGGGAUGGUCUUCUUCAACCUACUGUUCUGGUUGGGAGGAUGCGGCAUACUGGGGGUCGGGGUGUGGCUGUCAGUGACCCAGGGCAACUUUGCCACGCUGUCGUCGUCCAUCCCGUCCUUGUCGGCGGCCAACCUGCUCAUCGCGCUGGGGACCAUCAUCAUGGUGAUUGGCUGUCUGGGCUGUGUGGGAGCUGUCAAAGAGAGCCGACCCCUUCUGCUGGCAUUUUUCAUCCUUCUUCUGCUCAUCUUUUUCCUGGAGAUCCUGUCCAUCAUGCUGUUCUUCAUCUACCAAGACAAGAUUGACCACUACGCCCAGAGGGAUUUGAAGAAGGGCCUACAGCUUUUUGGCACUGAGGGCAACGUGGGUCUGACCAACGCCUGGAUGAUCGUCCAAACUGACUUCCGCUGCUGCGGCGUGACCAACCACACCGACUGGUUUGAAGUUUACAACGCCUCCCGUGUGCCGGACUCCUGCUGCCUGGAGUACAGCGACAACUGUGGCCUAGACAACCCAGGAACAUGGUGGACAGCGCCGUGCUACGAGCGAGUGAAGGACUGGCUUAAUGAGAACCUGGUGGCCCUGUGGAUCUUUGCUCUGUGCACAGCACUUACUCAGAUUCUGGGCCUGGUCUUCUCCAUGACGAUGUUCUGUCAGGCUGUCAAAGUCGAAACCUUCUACGCCUAACCCUUCACUCCUCCCGACGCAUACCAGUACUCACAUCCAACAAGCACAGUGUUACACCUUUCCUAUCGUUUGCUGUGUCCAGUACUAAUUUCUGUGAUGCAUUUUACCCAGCAGUAUAACAAACAUGUGUUAAACAAUGUAAUCCUUUUUUAAUGUGUUGGUUUUAAAUUAUUUCAUGUUUUUACGUGUUUUCAAGCCAGAGGGUGGGGGGGGGGUUCAGCGAGGAAAGUGCACUGGUGAGGUGCGGCAAGUGCAUGUCUCCUGCGAUGGUGUGUAAUAAAUGUUUUGGAUCUACACAACAGUCGGUGUUCCAUUACUCAUCAUCACACAAUGCUCGAGGCUUUCAGCGUGUAAUCCAGUUUUUGUAUCAAAAAGGAUUCUCCCGACAAAGGAAGAUGAUGGUGUUGUUGCGGUACAGGGGGAAGAAGACGGCACGGAAUGCAGGGACAUCGAUUAGCUUUAUUUAUUAAGAUGCAAUGAGGCGUGUAACUAAACCAAAAUGUAUAUGUGUGCGACUAUGUGUAGUGAUUAUAUGUUGAGUGUUUCCGGGAGUUGUUGAAGGUGCUUGUUGAGUGAGAGGCGGAAGUCCAAGAAGGGCAAGAAAAAGCUCGGAAGGUCCGUGGGCAGGCGUGAGGUCAAGGGCAGGGAUGAGGCUUCAGAGUCCGUGUCCAGGCGGGAGGUCAAGAUCCAAGAGGCGGCCAGGGAACCAGAGGGAAUAGGGCAGGGGUCGGCAACCUUUACCAGUCAAGGAGCCAUUUUGACCAGUUUCACAAAUUAUAGAAAACAAUAGGAGCCACAAAA
This is a messenger RNA of Nerophis lumbriciformis (worm pipefish), 2853 nucleotides long. It is a transcript of the gene tspan4a, whose product is annotated as tetraspanin 4a. The record is from RefSeq and is a predicted model, not a curated record. Lineage: Eukaryota; Metazoa; Chordata; Actinopteri; Syngnathiformes; Syngnathidae. Gene Ontology annotation, cellular component: plasma membrane.